AUGUCAGUCUCACGUGCACCUCCUGUAGAAGAAGAAGACCAGCAAAUCAUCGAAGAGCAGGAAGGCAUCGAAAUGGCACAAACCAAUGGUCAAGAAAGACGUGAAGCGUCGCAGCCAAACUCUUCAAAGUACAUCCAAAGUCUACGCGCCAAACACAAAGGCUUAUUCCGCAAGCUGGCAAACAUAAACACCGAACAGAAAGACGACAGCAUAUCUCAAGUCCAACGAGGUAUGCUGGAAGAACUGAAAGCGGUGCAGAGCCAUGUCAUGGAUUUAAUCCUCGAAGAAUUGCCAGAUGACGUAGACGAAGAUUUGGCAAAAGACGAAGCAUUCCACUCACUAUAUGCUUCUAAGGCAGCAAGGUUGGUCGUAAUCGACAAAAAGCCAUCGUCAGCUACAACACCUCCUGAAGUUGCAUCAUCAUCGGUCUCCAUUCAGCAUCAUCUCAACAUCCCAAUGCCGACUUUUGAUGGUCUAUACGAACACUGGCCAACGUUCAAGGCCAUGUUCUUAGACAUCAUGAAGCGGACUAAUGACUCGGAUGCAGUAAAACUUCACCAUCUCAACAAAGCGCUGCAAGGGAAAGCAGCUGGCAUCCUGAACACGUCCAUUCUGAAUGGCAACAACUUCCAGGCGGCUUGGGACGUCUUGGAGAGGCGUUUUGAGAAUCCUCGGCUGAUUGUCGACAAGCACAUCGCAGGAUUGCUUCAGCUGAAGCAUGCACCCCGAGAAUCUGCAAAGGACCUGCGGAAGCUAGCGGAGACGUGCAAGAGUCAUGUGGAUGGCUUAGUGUUUAUGAAGCAGACUAUCGACAGUACCAGCAACCUCAUCAUCACACAUCUUCUCAGCUCAUGUAUGGACGCUGACACAAGGAAAGCAUGGGAGAGUUCGUUGGAACAUGGAGAGUUUCCGGAUCUCUUCAAAACUCUCGAUUUCAUCAAUCGUCAAUGUGAGGUGCUCGAAAGCUGCACGCCAGAGACGUCACGGAAAUCAACAAGCACCAAAGCUUUCACCUCCACCACAGCUGCCAAUCCAUCGUGUGUUCUGUGCCAGCAGCAUCAUACUCUUCAGAACUGUCCAACCUUCAUCGCGAUGUCCGUAGUGCAGAGGAAAAGUAAAGUACAGUCAUUGAAACGCUGUUUCAAUUGCCUCAGCGCUGGACACCCGGUUUCGCAGUGCCGAUCGAAAUGGACGUGCCGUAUCUGCAAGAAACGUCAUCAUCAUCUACUUCAUGGGGAGCAGCUUCCAGCAGCACCAUCUCUUCAGCCUCCAGACGCCGCUGCAACAUCUCAUCAGCUUCCAGUCGAUGCAGCUCAACCAACAUUCAUCGGGGCAUCGAUGACUUCAUUGACGACAGCAGUGCCAUCCACAGUGCUAUUGUCAACAGUAGUGCUCAACAUCACCGAUCGUGCCGGAGUUAGCCAUCCAGCAAGAGCUCUCUUGGAUAGCGGAGCUCAAUCCAACUUCAUCACCGGCAGAUUGGCACAGUUCCUGGAAUUGCCGCGGAAGCUAAUCAAUCUUCCGCUAUCAGGUAUUGGUGGCAGUACAAGAUCGAAUGUGCGACAUUCCAUCGAAACCACCAUCCAUUCUCGAUGCUCGAGCUAUACUGCAUCAUUGGAGUUGCUUGUGCUACCGAAGCUGUCAGCAGACAUACCAACUCAACCGAUUGAUGUCAGCCAUUGGAAGAUACCUGAAACCUGCAUCUUGGCUGAUCCAUCCUUCAAUCGGCCAGGAACCAUUGACAUCAUCUUGGGAGCAACACACUUCUUCGAGAUCCUGAGGACCGGACGACUCUCCCUGAGUGACAACAUGCCAACCAUUCAGGAAACUGAAUUUGGUUGGGUAGUCAGUGGCAGUGCUACCAUCACCGAACCCAUGUCUCCAGUAAUGUGUGCGGUGGCAACACACACGAACGAGUUGGACAACCUGAUGAAGCAGUUUUUCGCCAUCGAAGACCUGAGCAACACACCGAGCUGGAGCAUCGAAGAACGAGCCUGUGAGGAUCACUACACUGCAACCACCACACGAGAAGAGGAUGGCAGGUACAUGGUUCAGCUUCCACGCAAGCCAGAAAUGAUUGGCAAGCUGGGCGAUUCAAAGACUAUCGCACUUCGACGGUUCCUAGCGAUAGAACGUCGACUUCAACGAGAACCCGACACCCAACGUGCCUAUGUGGACUUCAUGGAAGAGUACCUUCGCUUAGGCCAUAUGAGCAAGGUGGCAGCUUCUUCAAAGAACGAUGAAUCGUUUUAUCUACCACAUCAUCCGGUCUUCAAAACCGACAGCACCACGACGAAGUGUCGAGUGGUGUUUGACGCAUCGAGCAAAUCUUCAACGGGUGUGUCUUUGAACGACACACUAAUGGUCGGACCGACAAUUCAACAAGAUGCCACUUCUAUUUUGCUGCGGUUCCGAACUCAACCAGUCGCCCUUACCGCUGACGUCACCAAAAUGUACCGGCAGGUUUGGAUUCAUCCAAAGGACCGAUCACUGCAACGCAUCAUUUGGCGAAGUUCACCCAACGAUCCGAUUCAGGAGUACGAGCUCAACACGGUAACAUAUGGGACAGCAUCCGCUCCAUUCCUGGCAGUGCGUUCGUUGCAACAAAUCGUAGCGGACCAUGGAGGAGAGUUUCCAGUCGCCGCAGAACGUUCCUGUGACUUCUACGUAGAUGACUUCGUUUCCGGCGGGCAAUCAUCUGAAGCGGCGCAGAUGCUGCAGCUGCAAACUGAGCAACUCUACGCUAGUGCAGGAUUCGAGCUGCGGAAGUGGGCGUCCAGCGACCCAUCAGUACUUCAGAACGUGAACCAGGAGAAAUUAGCAUCCAGCCUUUAUGCUACCAGUGGAUCGAAGGGACUUCUCGCCACCCUCGGUUUGAUUUGGGACCCAGCAUCUGACACGUUGCAGUUUAAAAUCAACACCCCAUACGUGAUUGGGGCAAUCACCAAGAGAAAGGUGCUAUCGUGCAUCGCCAGGAUCUAUGAUCCUUUGGGCAUCGUCGAUCCCGUAAAAGCCAUGGCCAAGCAGUUCCUCCAACGCAUCUGGACCCUACAAACGGAGCAGCAACAGCCCUGGGGAUGGGAUGACGAGUUGCCACAUCAUCUACAAGGAGAAUGA
This is a messenger RNA of Anopheles merus, 3117 nucleotides long. RefSeq lists its product as uncharacterized. Gene Ontology annotation, molecular function: aspartic-type endopeptidase activity. The coding region runs from base 1 to 3117 and encodes 1038 amino acids. NCBI's taxonomy places the organism in Eukaryota, Metazoa, Arthropoda, Insecta, Diptera, Culicidae. The record is from RefSeq and is a predicted model, not a curated record. The transcript has a single exon. Gene Ontology annotation, biological process: proteolysis.